UGGAGCGCUCACCCAGGCGCGGGCUGCUCGGCUGCCGGGCAAGGGGAGGAGGCGGGGGCGGUACCGGCUGCGGCUGCUGGUGGUGCCGGUGCUCCUGGUGCCGGUGGAGGAGCUGCUCUCUGCGUGCGCGAGCUGCUCCGGCUGCCGCUCCCCGGUCACACAGCCGCCGCCCGCCGGAGUCGUACCAUGCACGGCUCGCCCUGCCCGGAGAUGGGAGAUGCGUCCGCGGUUGACAUUGUGGAUAUCUAUGAGUCUAUCCGUGAGAGGCAGCGUCAUGACAGCGAGAGGUCUACCUGCAGCACCUUGGAGCAGAAUGACAUUGAAGCUGUUGAAGCACUUGUUUGUAUGAGCUCCUGUCAGAGAUCACAGAAAGGUGACAUGCUAAAGAUAAGGCCACUUACGCCCUUCUCGGAUUCUGGCGAUUUCACAAUGCAUGCUGAGGCUACGUCUGAAUUACCAAAGGACUAUUUAUCUACACUGUGCAUGACCCCUCCACACAGCCCUGACUUUGUUGAGAUAUCAGCUGCUAUGCUCCUCUCCUCACAAGUCACUUACUCCAAACCAAGGACUGUCAUGGCAAAUGCAGCUGCCUGCUCAGUCACAUCAGCGACCAGUGCCUCUCCCAUAACCAAGCCAUCUGUUAUCAGCAUGGAGCAGCAGUGCAGCCAGAAGCCCACAACGUCUGAAUCCUUUGCCUCUCAGCCUUGCAGGGCCAUGGCAACAAGCGUGAUACGUCACACAGGUGAUAGUUCUGCUUACCAUCACAUUCCUGCUGUGCAAGAGAAAACAAAGGUAACUUCAGGCUACAGCACUUCCAUAGACUGGUGUGGAGCAGAUGACCGAAGACAUUCCAGACUGCCACAGGACACGUGUGCUGUGGAUGAUUUAGUUAACAAAGCCUCCCCAGUACAUCAGCCUUAUUCACAUGACUCCAGUGAUAUUUUGACCAACAAAGGACAACAACCAGUCCGUCCUGUUUUGCCACAGACCCACUUACAGAAUUGUGAGAAUGACUUGCAAAAAAGAGCUACCCCAGUGACACCCACCCCAGUGACGUCUGCCCCUGUUUCAAGCCCCCAGGUUCUCUGUCAAAAUCCUUUAAACGGACAAAGCAGCAUGAUCAAUGCCUAUGUCAAGCCUUCAACUCCAACAGUCUCAACUCCCAUGAAACCUAUUUUACCGCAGACAGUCCCACUCUCUCAGCCUGUACUCAUGGGACCUUCUGUGCCUCAGGGGACUGUCAUGUUGGUUCUUCCACAGACUGCUGUUACACAGACACCACAGUGCCCACAAACAGUCAUGACUGUUGGGAACACAAAGUUACUGCCCCUUGCCCCUGCUCCUGUGUUCAUUGCUUCUGGUCAAAGCUGCACGCCCCAGAUGGACUUUUCUAGAAGGAGGAAUUAUGUUUGCAACUUCCCUGGAUGCAAGAAAACGUAAUUUCAAAAGUUCCACCUCAAAGCCCAUCUUCGCACUCACACUGGAGAAAAGCCUUUCAGCUGCAAUUGGGAAGGCUGUGACAAGAAGUUUGCCCGCUCAGAUGAGCUCUCGCGCCACCGCAGGACUCACACCGGAGAGAAGAAGUUUGCGUGCCCCGUCUGUGAGCGUCGCUUCAUGCGCAGCGACCACCUGACGAAGCACACCCGGCGCCAUAUGACCACGAAGAAGAUCCCCAGCUGGCAGACAGAGGUUGGCAAACUCAACAGAAUUGCCACAGCAGAGAAACCGAAAAGCAGCAACGCUCUGAGUAUGCUCAUCCCCGUCCCAUCGUCAGUCUGUCAGGGCUAGGGAGAGAUCACUGUACAAACUUUCUGAAAAUCAGGAAGAGCUCUUGUUUCUUCAACAGGACUGAUAAUGGCUUACCCCCACGUUUGUGCAUACUUUAGUUUCCUUGAUGUCCUCUGUUUAUAAUGCUAUGUGAAAAAUCAUAACUUUCUUUGUCCCUUCCCUAUUUGUUUUUUCAAUAUUUGGGCAAAUGCAAUCACCAGCACUUCAGGAAAGCAGAACUCUUUGAAAACUAUUUUGGCAAUAGGUUAAAAAAUGUCACUUGUAAUCCUUGCUGUUAAUAUUUUGAUGAACAGUAAAACAGGGUGAUUUUUAAUUUUUAUACUAGUAUUUUCUAUACCAAAUAUAUUUUGUAUUUAUUGAUUUUGGUCUUUAUGUGCAGGCAAAUUACUUGACCUGCAUUAGUAGGGGUGUGCAGGAUGAGACCCAGAGUUUUGGAAACUCCUUUUCAGUAAACUUCUAGAAUUGCAUUCAGAGUGUUUUGUAAACUUGUAAUAUUUGAUAACUUGCAGUGGUUGGGAUGUUGACACUUGCAGAUCCUCAUUCCACAAUGGACUGGUGCUGUUAUACCCUUCUUAUGCAGGUGACAUUGAAGGUUUGAGAUCCAAGUGUGUCAUCAUUUUUAAACCAAACCAAAUGAGAAUUUCUUUCAGAAAAAAGUUGAACAUUUUAUAAAAUCAUACCUUUUGCAAGUGGAAGCCACUGUCAUUUUCAGUGGAAGUUUGACAGACUGGGCAUUCCAAAGUCCACACUCUACUGGAGCAAAAUUAGGAGGAUGCAGACUGCUCCAAUGGAGGUAGAAGCACAAACACUAGAAGUUUUUACACUAAAAAUUACACUAUGUUUAGUCCUACUAAGCCGGCAUAUCAAAAUCUACAGAAAAAAAUGUCAAAAUGGCAAGAUAACGCAUGAAUAAUUAGCUGGGUCUCUGCUUAUAUUUUUUUUUAAUACAGGAGAAAUAGAAAAGUAAGGUUUCUUUAUGUAUUGUGGAUGGUUGUGCACCUUAAAGGAAGUUGCUCAAGGUUUUCAUUUAACUGUAUCAAAGCACCAGAGGACGUAUUAAUCAUGUCUUGACUUAAGAAAUAGCCACCAUGUCAACUUGAUAAUGCUCUUCAUGUGGCCUUAUACUUCACAGUACUUUGUAUAAAAUCACCCUUUUCUAUUAAAUGAGAUACUGUCCCUGUUGAAUGGAUUUUCUUUUACACCAAGUGUAAAUUUGGCUAAGCAGUGGAAUCUCUGGCUGCAGGAGUGCUAUGUUGUAAUGGCAUGAGUGCCAACACCAGGGAGUAUGAACACCAGGGAGUGCCAACACCAGGGAGUGCUGGCAGCAGUGCAGCAGGACGUGCACACGUGGGGUGUAGGUGAGCUGACAGCAGAGCUGUUGUGCUGUGAAGCACCAGGUGUUCUGCUGGGAAACAGCUCAGCUGCCAUCUGAGAUACUCUUGAAACUUUUAUUCCUUCUGGACUCUUCUCCCUUCAGCCACUCCCACACUGAAGCUUAGUUGAGCACUGAGGAGGACUUUUAUUCCUGGAUGUGUAAAAUGUGGAAAAUUAGGAAAGCGCUGUCUCUUGUACAAAUUCUAAAAUGCUGGUCUUGCUUCUCGGUGUGGGCACAGCACAGUUUCACCUAUAUACGUGCAGACUGGAUCUCGGCUAGGAUGCCCCUGAAAUCAGCAGAGACCUCUGUCAGUUUAAAGCAGAACAUGUUGUUAUUUUUUACGUUUAAGUCUGGUUAUAAUUAACGGUAUCAAGUUUUCAAACUGCACUAAUUGGAGUAUUGUGCAAAGUGUACUAAAGUUUCUGUGCCUGACCUUUAAUGUGUCCACACCCUGUUCACUAGACACAGGCUGCAGUCCUGGUGACCCCUGUACCUGCUGGUGAGUGCGUGUGCAAAACCUCACUCUGUGCGUUCCAAAGGGCUCAGCUGGAACCCCUCUUCCCAGUUAAGUGGAUGCUUGUAAUGUUGUUCUGUAUCAAUACUCAGCUUUCCAAAUCCAUCUGGUGAAGAAAGACCAUGCUGCUGGUUUGGGGGGGUUUGUGUGGUGCUUUUUUGUUUGUUUGUUUGUUUGUUUGCUUAGAAGUCCCUUCGAACAAGGACUUUGACUUUUGGGUGCCAUUUUAGCAUGCUUUUAACUGGGGGAAGAGCGUCCUGUUUCAGUCCACAGUAGCCAACUUAGUAUGUAAUUUUUUACUGACGUUUAUGGUGUUCACCUAAGCAAAACAGUUUGGAAACUUGUGUAAUAAAUUAAUAAGUUGUCGUGUUAGAUUGCUGCAGUGUAGGGGGAGAAAGAGUGGACUGGAGGACAUGGAAUUUCAAAUUGUUGAAAUUUCAAUUGUUGCUUAUGUGUGUCGUGAUGGGGAAAAGAAACAGCUCCAUUUUCAUAAGGCUCACUUACCUUGUGAGGCCUUGUAGCCCACUCCUGCAAAGUGUGUGCUGCCUCCCACCACCUGUGUCUGGGACAUGCAGCUCUUCCUCCUGAGGAUGUCCGUGACCAGUUGAGCUGCACUGUGGCUGCCUGAGCUCUAUUUGUUCUUUCGAUUCCUUCCUGCUGCGUGAGGAUUAUUUAUGGAUUAAGCAUGACUGGGAUAACUGCUCUCUUUGCACUUUACUGCCUGAACUCUUGUUCGGUCUUUUUAUUUUGAGCCUAUAUUUUAGAGAAAUGGAAUGACAUUUUUGUAGCUGUUUUUGACUUUUAUUAAAUAAAAAGUAUGUAAUGUGACUCAUUUUAAAUCAUAAAAAAUUGUGAAUUUUUAGGUUUCAUACAUGACCAUUCCAGAACUAUGUAAAUCCACCUGGAUUAGGUUAGGUAUCUAGGCCAGUUGAAGACUUUGGGGCUUGCUAGUUCACUUCCCUGUAAAGGCAGAACUUUUUGGGUCCUGUUGUAAAUUGACCAGUACUUGUCCAUUUAUAGUUUUACACAAUGCUUGUGUAUUUUCUGGAAUGUGUACACCACUGCCAGCAUUGGGGUGUUUGCAUGCUGUCUGAAAACAAAGAGUUGUGGGGUUUGUAACUGUUGUUUCUAGCGUGGCCACCAGAAGCUGUCAACAAAAGGGGAUGGAUUGAGUGCUGCUCUGUUAGUGUUACAGCUGUGCAUGGCAUGAAUGCU
Messenger RNA from Calypte anna (Anna's hummingbird), 4892 nucleotides. RefSeq names its product Kruppel like factor 11 (gene KLF11). NCBI's taxonomy places the organism in Eukaryota, Metazoa, Chordata, Aves, Apodiformes, Trochilidae. The record is from RefSeq and is a predicted model, not a curated record. Gene Ontology annotation, biological process: regulation of transcription by RNA polymerase II. Gene Ontology annotation, molecular function: DNA-binding transcription factor activity, RNA polymerase II-specific; RNA polymerase II cis-regulatory region sequence-specific DNA binding.